AUGUCUCUGCCCCCGGAGCAAAUUAAUAUCAAGCGGCGUCGCGAAGAAGAGCCCGUCGACACAUUAUAUAUCCAAUCAGAGCUUCAUCAAACCAAACGAAGGUUUACAGACUUUGUUUUCCAACGAGUCCAGGUCAAGGGCCAUGGUCCCAAGGGCACUACUAGCGGAACAUCCUCCAGUCCACCGCCCCUGGCGUCCGGGCAGCAACGGGUGAUUCACACUCCACGGUCCGUGAGUAGUUGUCUGUUUCCUUCGAGCACCGCUGCGGCGGACGGUGGUGUCCCCUUGGUGCGGGCGACAUCGCCCGGGGCGGAAUUCCGCGAGGAGCGCCGCCUCGCCGCCGCACGGCGGGAGCACGACGAGAAGCUGAAGCGAGCGUUGCACUCAUCGCCGGGCCCGUCGACUUCGCUGUCGCCGGCUGGCAGUCGCUCGCCGGCCCUGGACAGUGGUGCCGCUGGGCCCACCGCCGCCGCCUCCAGUGGGCACGAGAGUCCCGCUUCCUCGUCAUCCGCAGCUGCCUCGCAGCAGUCGCUGCGGCGGUUCCAGAUCUCCCGGUCUAGCACCCCAAUCAACAGUACCCUCCGGGGGACGGGUGCGGGGGUGCAGAAGCGGAAAGGGGACGGGCCCGUCGCGAUUCUGGUGGAGAAGCUGAGGCGCAAGCCCCAUUCGAGACAGGCGUCCUUUGUGGCGGAUGCGGUUGCUGGUGCUGAAGGGUUGGAUGGGAUGUCGAGUUCGGGCUCUGGUGCUGGUGGGGCGGAGGAAGCCGUUCGACCGCGCAAGCGGCCCGUGGUGAACCAGGCGGAAAGGAAAUGGAGAGAAGAGCGCAAGAGCGCCAUCUCGGCUGCUAAGCAGCAUAUCUCCCAGGUCCUGGAUCAGGAAGCCCAGGCUUCUCACCAGAGCACCUGGGAGGAUGAGUCGGAGCGACUCGCAAAGGAGCUCGAACAGGUGGCCCUGGAGUUGGAUGCGGAGAUGGAAGUGGACAUGCAGCAUGCGGGGCCGCAUAGCCCCCAGAGCAACAUUGGGUCCUCGACUUUUGGAGGUGGGCAGCCGUCGCCGUCUCAUUCGGUGGGAAUGCCCAAGCCGCCCCUGAAGUACCAACCGCGAACGCCCAAUAAACAUCGCCCUACGCAAAAGCCCCGGGGGGGCAGCGCUGUACAGGACCCUCACUCGGCCGCAACGGCGACCGACGCCCUGCCUGCGGAGCAGGAUGACGACGAGGAGAGCGACGGCGAAUAUGUCUACGAUACGUACAUUCGAAAGCCGCUUCCAGUUAGUGGCAUGCUUACGGACCCGCUGGCCAACCUGGAAUCGGACCAUGAUGCCUGGUUCAAGCAGCACGGAAUCGAUAUGACUCGUCAGGACAUUGGGGUUAUUGUCAUUACGCAAGAGGACGAAGAAUAUUGGGAGAAUUUCGCUGAGGAAGAGGAGGAUGAAGAACGGUGGGACAGCGAAGAUGCAGACUCGAAUGCUGAGAAUAAUCCCGCAAAUGAUUAUCCGGAUGAAGAAUUGUCGUGGGACGAUGAGGAGGACGCGACGGCUAUCUACAGUAAAUACCGAAUUCAUGCGCGGUCUGAUGACGAGGAAUUUGACUUCGACGACUCCGGCAGCGAAGGGCGCCGUCGAUUUGACUAUGGACUCCGGUCACACGUGGAGUCGGAUGAGGAAAGCUGGUGA
Aspergillus aculeatus ATCC 16872 is the source of this 1674-nucleotide messenger RNA. RefSeq names its product Iwr1 domain-containing protein. The transcript is spliced from 3 exons. Gene Ontology annotation, biological process: protein import into nucleus. Bases 1 to 1674 code for a protein of 557 amino acids. NCBI's taxonomy places the organism in Eukaryota, Fungi, Ascomycota, Eurotiomycetes, Eurotiales, Aspergillaceae. Gene Ontology annotation, cellular component: cytoplasm. The record is from RefSeq and is a predicted model, not a curated record.